Messenger RNA from Apis florea (little honeybee), 1575 nucleotides. Its product is annotated as protein lethal(2)essential for life pseudogene. The record is from RefSeq and is a predicted model, not a curated record. Lineage: Eukaryota; Metazoa; Arthropoda; Insecta; Hymenoptera; Apidae.
GUGAUCAUAUGUGCUAUGAGAAGUAUUAACAUCAAAAUAUUAAUGAAUAUAAAAAUCAGUGUAUUGGAAGUGUAUUGGAUCAAUAUGUUGAAUCAUUUAAAAUUCUUUAUUUGUAAAAAUUAGGAAAGCACAUGCGAUAAAUUUAUGAAGGAAAAAAAAAAACAAAUUUAUUACCGUAAUAGCUUGUUUUUACACGAAAUAUUCACACUUUCUAAUUACAAUUUAUGCACUGAAAUGGUGAAAUGGUUAAAUCCCACUUUAUUAUCAUCAGUUUGAGUGUGACCUGUGACUAAUCUGCAAAAAGCAAACACAUAAAUAAUCUGGUGAUGUAGUCAAAUAUCAGCUGGUAAUUCUGGGAUUUUGACAAUAACCCAGGAUUCUUGCUGGUAUCCGGCUACGAACUGGACGAUCGCCUUAGCGCACUAAAUCACAUCUUCGUUGGCUCAUGCAUUGCCACUGGUGCUGGUACUAUCUUCUGUUUUUCUAAAUAUAAAUUCUUAUCUACUAACAUACGAAGUAUUGCUAGUCAGCACGAAAGUAAAGAAUUUUGUUGUAUGACAAUUUUUUAUUUAUAUUCAAUUAUAUUUUGCAUUCAAUCUGUCACAUUUUUUUUAUUAUAUCAUAUCGUUAAAAUUUAUAUUGAAAUUAAAAGAAAAACAAUGUCUUUUUUGCCGGUACUUCUUAACUGGGAAGAGGAUUUGAAAACACCUUAUUAUUCCUUUGACCAACAUUUUGGACUUCCACCGAGUUCUGAAGAUUUACCAACAUCUUUUUUUCCUGACGAUACUGAUAUUUUAAUGCUAAGACCUCAUCGCUAUUUUUGCAGAUAUCAGCCUUAUAAAAGAAUUAUAAAUCCUAAAUCCAGUGGAACAUCUACAAUACAAGCUGACAAAAAUAAAUUUCAAGUAUCAUUGGAUGUUCAACAAUUUGCUCCAGAAGAAAUAACUGUUAAAGUUGUGGGAAAGAAUGUAAUUGUCGAAGGCAAACAUGAAGAAAAGCAGGAUGAACAUGGAUGGAUAUCCAGACAAUUUGUACGAAAGUAUAUUGUACCAGAACAAUGUGAUAUUGAUCAAUUAAAAUCAAGUUUAUCUUCUGAUGGAAUAUUGAUGAUCACUGCACCAAGAAAAGAGAUUGAUCCAACAUCAAAGAAUGAAAGAAUUAUUAAAAUUCAAAUUACAGGAAAACCUGCUUUAAGAGAUGAUACAAAACCAAUUGAAAAACAAAAGGAAAAUCAAGUUCAGAAGAAUCCCAUAUCACAAAGAGGACAAGAACAGACAGUAAAAGCUGCUUAGGAAAAUAAUUUAUUAUAAAAUUGUAUUAUAACAAUUUUGUUAGUAUUUUAUGUUUUGCAUAUAUAAUUAACUUAAAGUUCAACUAAAUUCUCUAUCUAAAUUUAUUUUAUAUUUUCUAAUAAAUUAAGCAAUUUAGUUUUAAUUUUUUAUAUUUUAGAUCUAUGUUUGACGACAAACUAAAUUUGUAAAAUAAACAUUUUUCAUUUUUAUAAGUUAUUCAUAUGUUAUUUGAGAUUCAUCUGUCAUAAAUAUGUUUUUUAAUAAAGAUAUUGUUUUUAUAUAA